Messenger RNA from Maudiozyma barnettii, 858 nucleotides. RefSeq names its product sterol-binding protein (gene PRY2). The coding region runs from base 1 to 858 and encodes 285 amino acids. The transcript has a single exon. The record is from RefSeq and is a predicted model, not a curated record. Lineage: Eukaryota; Fungi; Ascomycota; Saccharomycetes; Saccharomycetales; Saccharomycetaceae. Gene Ontology annotation, cellular component: extracellular region.
AUGAAGUUCUCUAAAGCCCUACUAGCCACUACCUCUGCUGCUACCGUUCUAGCUGCUCCAGCUGCCAUCACUGUUACCGAACAUGUCCAUGAAGAAGCCACUGUCACUGUUCAAGGUUACGUCUACUUCUCUAACGGUGUUGCUUACACUUCUGUCUCCACUCUAGGUGCCGAAGCCACUACUGUUACUGGCGCUGCUAUCACCGGUCUAAUCCAAGAAAAUGAUCUCGGUAUUGUAGCCACUGGUGUCGACUCAACUUCCUCCACCAUGACUAUUACUGGUACCGUCACUUCCACUCAAGCUGUUCCAACUACUACUGAUCCAACUACUACAAUUGCUCCAGUUGUUGCUACCACUCCAGCCACCGUGGUUACUACCACUCCCACCACUGCUGCCACUAGCGCUGCUGCCACUACCACUGGCGAUGCUACCUCUUCUGAUUUCGAAACCUCUAUGCUGAACGAACAUAACGUUAAGAGAGCUCUACAUGUUAACACUCCUGAUCUAACUUGGUCCAACACCCUGGCUGCCUAUGCUCAAGCAUAUGCUGAUAACUACGAUUGUUCAGGUGUCUUAACUCAUUCUGGUGGUCAAUACGGUGAAAAUCUUGCUCUAGGUUACGGUACCACUGGUGCUGUUGAUGGAUGGUACGAUGAAAUCUCCGAUUACGAUUACUCUAACCCAGGGUUUUCUGAAGCUGCUGGCCAUUUCACUCAAGUUGUAUGGGCUUCCAGUUCUCAAGUUGGUUGUGGUAUCAAGUCCUGUGGUGAUGUCUGGGGUGACUAUGUCAUCUGUUCCUAUGAAGAAGCUGGUAAUGUCAUUGGUGAAUUCUCUGAAAAUGUUCUUUCUUUGGCUUAA